Molecule: messenger RNA, 914 nt
Organism: Corylus avellana
Lineage: Eukaryota; Viridiplantae; Streptophyta; Magnoliopsida; Fagales; Betulaceae
Source: RefSeq, a predicted model, not a curated record
UGUAAACACAGGAGACAGACCGACACAGAGCGAUGAGCGUGUUUGGAGGAGAUAGCUGGGCAAGAGAGGCGCAACAGAGGAAGCGGAGAGUGGACGAUCUGGCGGUGGAACAACUUGAUGGGUCUUCGUACAAAAGGCUCUCCAGCGGAAAAUACGCUUGCCUCCUCUGCCCCAACUCUCCCAUCCUCGAUUCCCCUCUCAUGCUCUCCAUGCAUUGCAAGGGAUCAAGCCACCGCGCUACAGAGUUGAAGCUAAAGGAACGAGAGUUGAUGAGACAAGAUGAGAUAAAUAAGCGAAUAGCAUUGUCAGGCUCUUCUAUCGCCACUAAAAUUUCAGGCCUUGAUAAACCAUUGAUUGAACAGUCACGAAAGGUCGCUUCAGAGAUGCAUUGUGACCAAACUCCUCAGCCUCGGCAGAGUACUAGUAAUGCCAACCGUGAUGUACAAUUAAUUCUGGAUCACAUUACGAAUAGGAAUUCUAAUCUGAGUCAACAUAGCUCUUGUCCUUCAAUUGAAGCGGCUGACAAGGUGGUUGGGCGGCAGCAGCAGCAGCAGCAUUUGGAUCUCCGGGAGCGUCGAGAGAGGGAACUAAAGUUUACAGCUGCAGGUUGGAAGCGUGAUGGUCAGGGGAAGUGGUUCAGAGAUGAAAAUGUUGAGUUCGAUUCUGAUGAAGAAGAUCCAAAUAUAUGUCUUGGUUGAAAAUAUUUUGGAAGGCUGCAGCUGAUGCAAUUUGAUCAUCAUGAUGUCUAAUAAAUAAAGAGAUGAAGGGAAUUAAUGGUAGCUAGGAGAUAUUAAAUCAUAUCAUAUUUGAAUGUAUUCAAAUAUGAUUUGAUUUGAUCAUAAAUACAAUACAACCAAAUCCUAUUAUUCAAAUUAAACAAAAUCCUAUAAUAUCUCUAACACCAUGUCUUUUUA